AUGUACGCGGAUUUCAUUGCCGGAUGGGCUGCUGGUGGAGCAGGCCUUAUCGUUGGUCAUCCACUGGAUACGGUAAAGGCUCGCCUGCAGACCAUGAAUACUUACAAAGGAAUAGUCGACUGCAUGCUUAAAACAGCUAAACAAGAGAGUAUCUACGGUCUCUAUAAAGGGAUGUGGCUGCCUUUCCUAUCAACAGGAGCCUUUCACUCUCUACUUUUUACUGGUUAUGGAGCAGCUUUGCGAUUACUGCAUCCUGGCGAGUCAAAUGUUGAAGCCAGAAAGGAUUUGCCUAUGAGAGAGAUAAUGUUUGCUUCCACCUGCGGCACCGUGGCUCAAGUUCUCCCUGUCAUACCUAUUGAAUUGUUGAAGACCCGCUUGCAGGUCCAGCGUGAAAAUGUUUCCCAUCAUUCUGUACACUCAGCAAAGCUAUAUUCCGGCCCGGUAGAAUGCGCGAAACGGAUAUACGAAAGAGAAGGAAUCAGAGGAUUGUUUAAGGGUGGUAAUGUGAUUCUUGUACGUGACAUCAUCGGAUAUCUCUUCUAUAUUCCUGUCUAUGAGCUAUUGCUACGAUAUUUGCGACUAAAAAACGCUAAUGAAACUGCUGCACAGCUAUUUGCUGGCGGCUGUGCGGGUGUCAUGUCUUGGCUAUCAAUUUGUCCAAUUGAAGUCGUCAAGAAUAGAAUUCAAGCCGACAAUACUGGCAGAAGAAUGACUUCAAUUAAAGUGGCUCAGCGAAUAUGGCAGAACGAAGGCACUCGUGCGUUUUAUCGUGGAGGCCUAGCACUAGCGCUUCGAGGAUUUAUAGUAAAUGCUGUUCUGUUCCUUGUCUAUGAAAAUACCUUCGCAACUAUUGAGACCUUGAGAAUUCAGAACCUGAUGUAA
Messenger RNA from Cylicocyclus nassatus, 882 nucleotides. The record is from the annotation of a GenBank genome assembly. Lineage: Eukaryota; Metazoa; Nematoda; Chromadorea; Rhabditida; Strongylidae.